This is a messenger RNA of Choloepus didactylus (southern two-toed sloth), 870 nucleotides long. RefSeq names its product dehydrogenase/reductase 2 (gene DHRS2). NCBI's taxonomy places the organism in Eukaryota, Metazoa, Chordata, Mammalia, Pilosa, Megalonychidae. Gene Ontology annotation, molecular function: carbonyl reductase (NADPH) activity. The record is from RefSeq and is a predicted model, not a curated record.
AUGGCCGCCAUGCUCCGGGCAGUGGGCUGGGCCCACGGGGGCCUGCUUCGCCCCACGGCCCCCCUCUCUGUGAGGAUGAGCAGUUGUGGGAGAUCCCAAAAGGGUGUCCUGACCAAUAGCGUAGCCGUGGUCACAGGGUCCACUGAAGCGCUGGCCCAGGAUGGGGUCCAUGUGGUUGUCAGCUGCCGGAAGCAGCAGAACAUGGACCGGAGGCUCGAAGAAUCCCUGGAGAAGACUUCCUCCCCUGAGGCCCUCAGCCUGCCCUUGGACCUGUCGGGGACACUUUCCUUCCCCAGAGCCCUGGAGCACCGUGGGAGCGUGGACUUCCUGGUGUGCCAUGCGGCAGUCAGCCUCCUGGUGGGGAGCAUUCUAGGAAGUAGUGAGCAGAUCUGGGACAAGAUCCCGGAAGUGAAUGUGAAGUCCCCAGCCCUGCUGCUGAGCCAGCUGCAGCCCCACAUGGAGGAGAGAGGGACAGGUGCUGCCAUCCCGGUCUCUUCAGUUUCGGUUUACACGCCAUAUGUGGAGCUGCGUGCCUGCAAUGUUGGUAAGUUGGUCCUCCUGGGUGUCAUCAGGAUGCUGGCAUUGGAGCUGUCCCCCGAGGACAUCCGGGUGAACUGCCUGGUUCCAGGAAUGAUCAAGACUGACUUCAGCAAAGUGUUCCACAAGAAUGAGGCUUUCUGGAAACAAUUCAAAGAAAACCUGUGGCUGCAGGGGCAACCCCUCCCCACCCCCAUAAUUUUUGCAGCCGAAAGGUUCAUGGUUGGCAUAGCAGGGGCCUCCAGAGCCUGCUUCCUGCGUGCCUGGUGCCUUAUCCUUAGAGAGGUGGUGACUGCAAGGAGGGCCCUGCAGGUGACCCUGACCUGCCAGUGA